Quercus robur (English oak) is the source of this 2378-nucleotide messenger RNA. RefSeq lists its product as uncharacterized. Bases 154 to 2097 code for a protein of 647 amino acids. The record is from RefSeq and is a predicted model, not a curated record. Lineage: Eukaryota; Viridiplantae; Streptophyta; Magnoliopsida; Fagales; Fagaceae. The transcript is spliced from 16 exons. Gene Ontology annotation, molecular function: ATP hydrolysis activity; 5'-3' DNA helicase activity; DNA binding.
AAUUGAAGUACGCUCCAAAACCCCAGAGGCGGAGGUAGAACAGAGAGACGCGGACGCUUCACUAACGUUCGCCAAGUGUGUGAUAGAAUAAUAUUCCAAAACCCCAGUCUCUCUCUCUCUCUCUCUAUCUCUUCGCUUAAUAGAAUAGAGAUAAUGGAGGGAGGGAAUACGAAGAAGAAAUCAUCUCCUCUCACUCUCCAACAAUUCGUCUCCAUCACCGCCCCUCUUCUUGAUUUGGAGAAGGAAGCUGAGAUAUCAGCGUCAAUUAGUACAGGCGCGUCCAGAAAUGUAGAGACUGCUCAAAAGAAGGGCUCCACUAUUCUCAACUUGAAAUGUGUUGAUGCCCAGACAGGUCUAAUGGGGAAAACUCUUCUUGAGUUCCAAUCUACUAAAGGGGAUGUUCUUCCUGCUCACAAGUUUGGAACCCAUGAUGUGGUUGUUUUAAAACCAAACAAGGCUGAUUUAGGGUCUCCUGCGCUUGGACAAGGGGUCGUUUACCGGUUAAAGGACUCAUCAAUCACUGUUGCUUUUGAUGACAUCCCAGAAGACGGUCUGAAUGGUUCCCUUCGUCUAGAGAAAGUGGCAAAUGAGGUUACCUACCGUAGGAUGAAGGAUGCAUUGAUACAAUUGAGUAAAGGUGUGCAAAAGGGGCCUGCUUCUGAUCUCAUUCCUGUCUUAUUUGGAGAGAGGCAACCGACAGUGACGAAGAAGAAUGUUACAUUCACCCUCUUCAACUCCAACCUAGACCACUCUCAGAAAGAUGCCAUUUCGAAAGCCCUGUCAUCAAAAAAUGUAUUUUUGCUGCAUGGGCCUCCUGGAACUGGAAAAACUACUACUGUAGUGGAGAUUAUCUUACAAGAAGUGAAACGUGGAUCAAAGAUUCUUGCAUGUGCUGCUUCAAAUAUUGCUGUAGACAACAUUGUUGAGCGACUUGUUCCUCACAGAGUAAAGUUGGUGAGAUUGGGGCAUCCUGCACGUUUACUACCUCAAGUAUUGGAGAGUGCACUAGAUGCACAGGUUUUGCGAGGGGAUAAUAGUGCUCUGGCUAGUGACAUUCGGAAGGAAAUGAAGGCCUUAAAUGGGAAGCUGUUAAAAACAAAAGACAAAAGCACAAGGAGAGAAAUUCAGAAGGAGCUUCGGACUCUUUCUAAAGAAGAGCGUAAAAGACAGCAACUGGCUGUUAAAGAUGUAAUUAAAAAUGCUGAUGUGGUGUUGACAACUUUGACUGGGGCAUUAUCCCACAAGUUGGAUAACACUUCUUUUGACUUGGUGAUCAUUGAUGAAGCUGCUCAGGCACUUGAGAUAGCAUGCUGGAUAGCUCUACUAAAGGGUUCAAGAUGUAUACUUGCUGGUGAUCAUCUGCAGCUUCCUCCAACCAUCCAAAGUGUUGAAGCUGAGAGGAAAGGUUUAGGAAGAACCCUCUUUGAACGACUUGCAGACAUGUAUGGAGAUGAAGUUGUGUCAAUGCUCACUGUCCAGUACCGUAUGCAUGAGCUUAUUAUGAAUUGGUCAUCUAAAGAGCUUUACAGCAGUAAGGUUAAAGCCCAUCCGUGUGUUGCUGCGCAUAUGCUUUUUGAUCUUGAGGGUGUGAAGAGGACCACUUCGACAGAACCAACCCUUCUUCUCAUAGACAUAGCUGGGUGUGAUAUGGAAGAGAAGAAGGAUGAAGAAGAUAGCACAUUGAAUGAGGGUGAAGCUGAGGUUGCUAUGGCCCAUGCAAAGAGACUUGUUCAAAGUGGAGUCCAGGCUUCUGAUAUUGGAAUUAUCACCCCUUAUGCUGCACAGGUUGUGUUACUGAAGAUGUUGAGAAGCAAUGAAGACAAAUUGAGGGAAGUGGAAAUCUCAACAGUUGAUGGCUUCCAAGGACGAGAAAAGGAAGCUAUUAUUAUUUCGAUGGUUCGAUCGAACUCAAAGAAGGAGGUGGGAUUUUUGAGUGACCACAGGCGAAUGAAUGUGGCUGUGACACGGGCUAGAAGACAAUGCUGCCUUGUCUGUGACACUGAGACAGUAAGUAGUGAUGGAUUCUUAAAGCGAUUAAUUGAGUACUUUGAGGAGCAUGCUGAGUAUCUAAGUGCUUCAGAGUAUCAAAAUGAAUAAGCAAAGAUACCUAGAAAUGAGAAAAGCAGAAGAAUGGUUUGGAGAGAAGUAUGGUGGUAUAGCAGAUUGGAGGUGUGUUGUUGUUGAAGGUGAUGCAGGGCCUCAUUUUUGGUUCAUUUCACUAAAAAAUCCUAAGUUGGUCUGAGUAUUGAAGACGUAAAAGGCUUUUUUGUAUUGGGCUGGGACCAGUUGAAUUUCCAUUAUGUAAAAGUCGAUAUGAAUGGGCCUGCAAAAUACUUUGUUUACGUAGCAAAGAAUGAAGAAAUGUGGGUUUGUGCCUA